UCUCUGGAGGAUGUCCAGUCGCCUUGAGUGACGAGCACAUCACAACCCGGCUGCCCUACGGCGGCGGUGAGGUUUCUGACUUGUCUGAGGGUGCCGGCCUGGGGCGAGUUAGUCACCCAAAAGAGCGGCAAUUCCUCCUCGACCUCCAAGUCUGCAUCAUGAAGUCCGAGAUCCAGGCAACCCAAUUCUUCGAUCGCCCUGUUCCUAGUCAUUCAGGCUCACAUGAAGACUGGGUCCAGCAAAUGGAUCUCAGGACACAACGUCUCUCUCAAGGAGUAUCGACGCAAGGAAACUCGCACUCAUCGCUGGUUGCUAAUUGCCUCCAAUGCCAAAUCAUGUUACACCGGCCUUGCUCCCGUAACAUCGUGGUUUCCGAAUCAUCUGUAGUAUCCGUGGUGAAGGCUGCCAUCGAGCUGAUAUCACUGGAUGCGAAAGCAACCGAGUCUGGCGGUAUUGUCAUGGUAUUUGAAAUCGGCAACAGAAUAUUCCAAGCUGGCAUGCUCUUGCUUUACGCUCUUCGAAACCACGCUACAAAGUUACAGCGUGCCUCACUUGCAGAUAUUGCCACCACCUCGUUGAAUAAUAUCUCAGCACUCCUCACCAACCUCUCGAGCAGAUGGCCACCCCUAUCAGACACAGCAAGCUACAUCAACGAAAUCAUCGACACCAACCUACGCAACCCACUCGGCCAUAACGGAAGCCACUACGACAUGCAAGUCCUGGAAGAAAUCGACUGUCUAGUGACCCAGCGGCGAAUCCACAGCAUCAGCCACCGAAAUAUCCCCUUUCCGCCUCCAAAGAAACCCGCGCCGCCUCCUUCCGAACCAGAAAACGUGGGCAAAGACUUUCUGAGUGACGAACAAUGGUGGACAGACUUCAUAGACCAAGACUUUGUCACCAACCAAAGCUGCUUCUCGCUUCCCCCCGGCGGCGGGCAGACCGCCUCUUCGCCUUCCCGAGACCCUAUCGGAACGAGGGCUGAGCUUGCGCAAACACCCAGUGAGAACAAUUCAAGCGACUUGGAAAAGGAACUAGAUGUCAUCCUAGAUGCAAUCCCCUCUUGCAGCUUUUGUAGGGAUAGACGGACAAAGUGUCAGCGUCAACUCCCUGCUUGCAAGGAAUGCGCGAGGACCUCGCGAGAGUGCUUCAUUUUUGACCCGAUUCUGAAGGCAAACAUUCCACUCCGACGUGUGCAACUUCUCAUCGAGGAGCUGAAGGUUCUGGCAAAGCAGAUACCAUCACCUUCACGGUCGUUGGACAAUACGCAACAACCACCAGCUACCGGGAAUCCCCUAUUCAUGCCUCUCCAAGGGGGCGCUCCUCUGCUUUCUGAUGCCGCAUCAUCUAUCUCUUUACCUAGCACCGUAUUCUUUGGCCCUUGGUCCUCUCUCGGUUGCCUGCGAGAUCGGCUUCAACACAAACCAGGCUACGAAGUACCGUCGGCCCUACCCGCUGCUACAAGGGACACAAUUCUCACUUUUCAAAGCCUCAUCUCCUUCCAACCUUUACCAGAAAGCCUAGCUACUCCCAUCUUCAACCUCUUCAGCCGCUCAAUAAACACCUUCUUCCCAAUCUUCCAACCCCAAAUCCUCAACAACAACCUGAACGCAUACUACCACCCAAACGCUACUCCUCCACGCCCUCACAAUACCCCUCUCUUCAACCUAAUAAUCGCCCUCGGCGCCCAAAUCGGCAGCAAAUCUACACCCUCGCUCUAUGCCCUCGCAGAGCAUCACUUCCAAAACGCCAUAGUCUCCCUCCCAGUGACUUGUGCCCACGCCUCCCGCGCCGACAACCUCAGUUUAUUUCAACGAACCCUCCUCAUCUGCGUCUACACACUCCUCGAACCCAGCGCAGGUGAUGUCUGGCGACACCUAGGCUUCGCCAUCCGUCUGUUUCUCGACUUGUCCCAUCGGCCGUCGAUGGAGGAGGAUGAGGACCAUGGGGUAUUUUGCAUGCUUACUAGGACUUUGUACACUUUGGAGAGGUAUGUUCACUCACUCGAGCAUUAAGACUCAUAGAACAAGAGGCUGAUGGUUCUAUGAAGUCAUGUUUCGAUUGCUUUUGGUCGACCAAGUCUACUAGUCAUCGGAGACGAUCUCCGUCGCGUACGUCUCCAACACA
Molecule: messenger RNA, 2124 nt
Organism: Colletotrichum acutatum
Lineage: Eukaryota; Fungi; Ascomycota; Sordariomycetes; Glomerellales; Glomerellaceae
Exons: 2
Coding region: 159-2012 (617 amino acids)
Biological process (GO): DNA-templated transcription; positive regulation of transcription by RNA polymerase II
Molecular function (GO): zinc ion binding; sequence-specific DNA binding; DNA-binding transcription factor activity, RNA polymerase II-specific
Source: RefSeq, a predicted model, not a curated record